Molecule: messenger RNA, 2445 nt
Organism: Medicago truncatula (barrel medic)
Lineage: Eukaryota; Viridiplantae; Streptophyta; Magnoliopsida; Fabales; Fabaceae
Product: protein WHAT'S THIS FACTOR 1 homolog, chloroplastic
Exons: 3
Coding region: 73-1233 (386 amino acids)
Molecular function (GO): RNA binding
Source: RefSeq, a predicted model, not a curated record
UUGAAACGGAGAGAGUAGUAAGCUGCAAAUAAGCUCUCACCGGUUUUCCUCGCCUCGUCACAUUUCCCUCCAAUGCUCCGUCGCAACGUUCCAUUCCUCACCACAAACCCGCCACCCAUCACAACCACCAUCCGCCAAAAAUCAAGCGGCGGAAGAAGACCAAAGAAAAAAACCUACCACCGCGUCCCAGAACUCGACAGAGUAAUGUCCCUUCGCAAAAAACCAUCCCUAAUCCUCGAACUCAAAACCCUAAUCCAAUCCCAACCCAAAAACAACCCUCUCUUCCUCCGUGAUCUCGAGAAAAACAUCGGCUUCGUUCGCAAAUGGGAUUUCAUGACCCUCAUUGAAAAACACCCCACAAUUUUCCGUGUAACUGGCUCUCCCCCUUUUGUGAAUUUAACCGAUAAGGCCGAAAGAGUGGCGAACGAAGAAGCCGAGGCGAAAGUUUUGAUGGAGCCGAUUUUGGUUAAUAAUUUAAGGAAGAUGCUUAUGCUUUGUGUUGAUUGUAGGAUUCCACUUGAAACGGUUGAGUUUGUUGGGAAUGAGAUGGGUUUGCCUUGUGAUUUUAAGGAAUGUUUGAUUGGGAAGUAUCCGCAGUUUUUUUCGAUUAAGCGGUUUAAUGGAAGGGAUUUUGUUUAUUUGGAGGAUUGGGAUUCUACUUUGGCUGUUACUGCUAGAGAAGCUAGGUUGGCACAGGAAGGAAUUGUGAACGCAAAGCCAAACGAUGAUAAGAAGAAGGUGAAGAUUUCAAAAGAUGGAAACUAUGCUGGUCCAUAUGCAUUCAAAGUGAACUUUCCUGCUGGUUUUAGGCCAAAUGUUAAUUUCCUUGAACAGUUUGAGAGGUGGCAGAAAUUAGAGUUUCCUUCUCCUUAUUUGAAUGCAAGGAGGUUUGAUGCUUCAGAUCCGAAGACUCGAAAACGGGCCUUGGCAGUGAUUCACGAGCUCCUCAGCUUAACCAUGGAGAGGAGGAUGACUUCUGCACAGCUGGAUGCAUUUCAUGCAGAGUGUUAUUUACCGUCGCAAUUGCUGCUUUGUUUAAUAAAGCAUCACGGGAUAUUUUACCUCACUAAUAAAGGGGUAAGGAGUACAGUCUUCCUCAAGGAUGCAUAUGUUGGUUCGAACUUGAUAGAUAAGUGUCCUUUAUUGCAAUUUAAUGAUAAAUUUGUGGCACUCUGUGGUAGAGGAAAUGUUGAUUUGUGUAACAGCAAGAGUUCUUUACAAGCUGUUCUUUAGGGUUGAAUUUUCGUGAUUAGGUGUCUCUGCUUCUCUCCCUUCAUGAAGGAGAGAUAAGGAGAUUAUUCCUUAUUUUAAGAAAACCGAUGGAAGAUUCUUCCACAGAAUUUGUUAUUGGAUUAUUCUGAUUGUUGGCACCUUGCAAGCGUCAAGAUUAAGGUGCUGUAGAAAAGUGUAUCAUUUAGUUAACAAUUUUCAACUCUAAUAAUCCAAUGUGUAUUUAUGCCCUCAAAGAACUUAAUCAUCUCUCAGAUCACACUUUCAGGAUGAUAGAAAAUGGUGUGUAUGAGGCUUGAAUGGAGACUUUGGCAUUAUAUGUAACCAUCAACAGGAUCUUAGCUUGCACGUGCUCCAUAUAGUGCAUAUAUGGCUGACAGGUUAAGGACGUGUAAUCACUUCAAGAGAAGCCAUCAGAGUUUUGGUGCAGUAAUUUUUCUGACUGCUUAUACUGCUUCGUUGAGGAAUUGUUUUUGAUGUAUAAAUCCAGCCCCGGUCGGCAGUUAGCUAUAAUAAAUUGGGAUUUUUCCGACUUAAUAUUGAUACAGCAUACACCAGUCAUUGUCAUCGGUAUAGAGAAGAUCCUUUGGUGAAUUUAUGGAUGGAAAUUUUUAGUGCAUUAAAUGGUUAAACUAUGAGAGAAGACAAAUUCUUAUAGAAUGGACUCAUGAUGUCAUUUUUCUCCAAUAAUGAGUGACUCAGUCUGACCUCAGAUUUUAUACAAUUUUAGAAAAUGCAAGUUCUUUGAUGGUUAGCCUGUGAUCGGAGAUUGAAUAUGUACCUUAUCGAAAGAAGUUAUUGUUGUAUCCUCCUGUUCAAUGACAUUAUACAUGGAGGUUCAUGCUGAGGAAGAGUCAUAUGGUUGAAAAAGUUUGAUUUUGAGUAUCUGAUCCAGAUUUUUCAACAAUGGUAUGAACUGUAUUGGUGACUUAAUUGUCUGAUAUGAAUUGGUUUUAAAAUGAUUGCAUGAAGAACCAGAAUGAAGUAAUAAUCAUAUAGUUGAAGAUAUAGUGGUUGUUUUUGUUUGAAACAACCUCAUGGCAGUGGUAUGAAUGUCAUUUUAACUCUUUUUUUUUUUAAUACUAAAACUAAGAAAUAAACUAGUAAACAUGAUUGAUUUUAUUUACUUUCAAGUACCGAGUCAGUGAUGUUUAUCCAUUCAAUGCAUGACAUUGAGAUUAAUUGAAUUAUUAUGGUUGAAUUAGCUGUUUAUAA